AUUCUAUCGCAUGUACAUUUCCAACUAAUCUGCUCGCCACACAGUUAAAGAGACUCUAUGAGGUUAGAAGCCUAAGCUACUACGCAAAGAGUUGCUUACCAAUCAUGACCCCGUACUCACUUUUCUGAUGUGGUACAUGACGACAUAAAAGCUUUAAUAAGACCCCGAUAUUAGUGACUUCUCUCAUCGACUGGCAUCUUGGUCUUUGCCCCUCACCACAUCACCUCUUAGAACAACUCGAAGACUUCUCCGCGUGAAGCAAUGACAUCAUCGAUUGACUCAAGCACCAUUUUCCGUGUCGAUGGUUUGGUGGCCGUCAUUACUGGCGGAGGCAGUGGCAUUGGCUUAACCAUGGCACGAGCCCUCGCAUUUAACGGAGCACGAAAAGUGUAUAUCCUAGGCCGGCGUCUGGAGGUGCUGCAGAAGGCAGCCGAGGAGCACCCCAGCCUGAUUUCACAGCAGUGCGAUGUGACAUCGAAAGAAGAUCUGCAAUCUGCCGUAGACCGCAUCACGGCCGAGGUAGGUUAUGUGAACCUCGUCGUCGCCAAUUCCGGCAGCAUCGGGCCUCUAGCACGCUACAACCCAACCGCCUCUCUUUCAGAGCUGCGCCAGACCCUAUUCACCGAUUUCUCUAUGGAUGAGAUGAACGACACCCUACAUCUCAAUAUCACGGCGGCCUUUCUCACUAUGACGGCAUUCCUCGAGCUUCUCGACGCCGGCAACAGGAACGCGCUGCAAGGCGGCUUUGGAAAGCCCAUCACAGAGGGCAGCGGCGUCCCGUCGAUCCAGAGCCAGGUUAUCUUCACUAGCAGUAUCUCAGCCUUCAGUCGGCAUCAUUCAUCGUCGCCCCCGUAUUUGGCCAGUAAGGCAGCCAUCAUGCAGGUGGCUAAACACGCUAGCACCCAGUUGGCUCGGUUUGGGAUUCGGGUGAAUGCUCUCGCGCCGGGAGGUAUGUGUACCUUGCCGGUAUAACAAUUAUUGUUCAGUUUAGGGGGCUGAUAAGGAAUUAUUUGUAGUCUAUCCGUCCCAACUGGCUUCCGUCCUGACCCAAGACCGCAAACCGGAAGAGGAGACUUUCGAUGAUCCGAGGUUCAUCCCGGCCAGGCGGUUCGGUGGUGAUGAGGAGAUGGCGGGUGCAAUUCUGUACCUUGCUAGUCGGGCGGGUAGUUUUAC
Aspergillus pseudonomiae is the source of this 1173-nucleotide messenger RNA. Its product is annotated as SDR family NAD(P)-dependent oxidoreductase. The record is from RefSeq and is a predicted model, not a curated record. The transcript has 2 exons. NCBI's taxonomy places the organism in Eukaryota, Fungi, Ascomycota, Eurotiomycetes, Eurotiales, Aspergillaceae. The coding region runs from base 262 to 972 and encodes 236 amino acids.